Molecule: messenger RNA, 1336 nt
Organism: Gastrolobium bilobum
Lineage: Eukaryota; Viridiplantae; Streptophyta; Magnoliopsida; Fabales; Fabaceae
Exons: 6
Coding region: 461-919 (152 amino acids)
Source: RefSeq, a predicted model, not a curated record
CCGACGAGAGAGAGAGAGAGAGAGAGAGACUCCCUUCUUUGUUUUUCUGGGGACAUGGAUUUUCCGUUGAGAGAAAGGAAGGAAAAUCUAUUAAAGUUUGAAACUUUUCACCUCAGAACCCUUCUUUUCUGCCUUAUAAAUAAAUGGGUGUGACCAAAAGUUUCAUUGGAAACAUUUUCUUUCUCUCUCUCUCUUUCUCUCUCUCUCUGUUAACUACUCCCUUUUCCCGUGUCUCUCCUCUGUUCUUUUCUGUCCUUCUUCAUUCACUCUGUUUGUUUCCUAGGAAAAGAAAAACUUCAAUUGGGUUUCUUUGAUUCUUUAUCUUCAUCUCAUUUUAAGGUUGUUCUUAGGCGGUGGUUGGUGUUUCUUUGUGGGACUGUCUUCACAUAAAAAAUCUCACUUUGUUUGAAGGGUUGAAGCAGAGUUUUUGAUACAGAGGUUUAAGAGUGGUAGGAGAGAAAUGGAAGGAAGAAAACAAGUUGGUUCUUCUUCUUCUUUCACUUCUGAGCUUUUUGGAUCCAAUGAGUCCCACCCAUCAUCUGCUUCUGGAGUUUUUGAAUCUAUAUUUUCUCCAUCGUCUAAGGUGUUUGGGAGAGAGUCUCUGCGCUCUGAAGUGAUUGGGAAAACAGCCAGGGAGGGAUGGAACACCAAAAUCAGUACUCCAGAUUACAUCAGUAAGGUCAGUGAUGGUGAAACUCAAAGCACAGAAAAUAAGGACAUGAGUUCUAUUUAUCAGGAGCAAAGAGUUCAACCAUGUCACCUUAGCUCAUCAAUCUAUUAUGGUGGCCAGGACAUAUAUUCUCAUCCUCAGAGUACACAGGAUUCGGGACUAAACUCUUUGUACAAGAAAGAUGGGGGAGAAGAUGAUUCAGGAAGUGCUUCUAGAGGAAACUGGUGGCAAGGAUCUCUAUAUUAUUAAGAUCACACUUGCCAAGAGUAUGCUCCUCAAGGUAAAUAGGAGGAUAGUUUAGCACUGCAGUUCAUCUUUUGUUACAUGGAAGUGUUAUACUCUAGUGAGAACGUUGUGGAUGGCUAGUUGCUUUCUCCAGCCAAACAACAGAAUCACAAUAUGAAGCUGUAUUCAUACGCAUUUCUUUCUAUUUUCAAAGAAUAUCGUACUCAGCGAUCGUAAUGUAAAAGUUGCAUGUUAUAGGAACUACGUGAAUGAUCAGCUCUUCUCUUAUGUGGCUGAAGCUUUGAAGUUUUUAGUUUCAUUGUAGAAACUCUCUUUUACUGGUUUCCCCCCUCUACUUUGUAUUUCAGAUGUGAUGGUUUGAUGAAUAUGGAUUUAUCAUUAGCCUUCUCUUAUGUGGCUGAACUGAAAUAAUUUACUUUA